GGGAGUGGAAGGGCUGGAGGAAGCCAAGGGGAGGGAGAGAGGGAAGGAGGAGGAGGAGGGAAGCGUGGGAUUGCGGAGAAAGAGAAGGAGAGGAAAGCGAGCGGAGCGGAGUCUCUGGAAGGCACGAGCCGGGAAAGAGGGGAAGAGCCUGGGAUCCCAGAGCGGGGAGCCGAGGCUUUCGAGGGGGGCGGAAAGCGUGGAUGCCGCAAAGCGCCGCCGGGUCUUGGGCUGGGAGGGAGCGCCCCGAGAUGCGCGCCGAGCCGGACCCGCGCCGGGAGGGAGGCCCAUCGGGAGCCCUGGCCGGGGCCCCGCAGCCGCCCCCGAGGUAAAGCCGCGCCGCCAAGGAGCCGGAGGCAUGCGGCAGCGGAGCCCAGCGGCGCCCGCCCGGAUCUCUCUCCCCCCGCCGAGCUCUGCCGCCUCCCUCCUGCGCGGGGCCGGGACGCGUCCAGGGAAGGGCACGAGGGACGCCGGGAACUGAAAGCACCACCCCCGGCAGACCUGGAGGAAGCGAUGCCGAGGGUCGGGGCCGCGGUGGGGCUGAUGCUGAGCGCGCUCUUCCUGGGCGCGCUGCUGGAAGGGCUCCCGCUGAGGAGGCUCCGCCACCCGGGACCCAAGGAGCGCGACUACACCCUCGUGGAGAUCUCUACUUCGUCUGACAUGGCUUCAACCAAAGGAGAGGAGAUACCUCAGUCUAACAAGGUACGGAACCUGAGGCGAAAUGGACGCGCCAUGCCACGCCGACAGAAACGCCGUUGGCCAUUGCAUCAUAACUCCAAGAACCAGUUGCAGUCUCUCCAGUCGGGUGGAACAAUUCAGGAGGAGAGCACACCUUUUGUGCUGGACUUACAGAACCUACCGGGCUUAGCUAACGUGGAUCUGAGUGCCCAGAAUCCAAACAUCCAGGUGACCAUAGAGGUAGUGGAUGAUCCUCAGGCUGAGAUGGAGAUGGACUUGCUGAAGGAGACUAGGAAUGAUUGGUCUCUGACUUCCUCAGAGUGGCUCUCCCAUAAAGACCUCUUCUGGCCACUUUUCUGGGAGUACACAGACCCUGUGGAGGAGGGUGAUGAAGAUGACAACUUGGAUACAAAGAGCAGGGGUGACGAAGAGGAAGAGGAAGACUAUACUUCAGAGUAUGAUGAGGAGGAGACGGUUCUGAGUGGAGUGGGAGGUGACUGGGAUCAAAGGUGGUCCAAUCAGAAGAACUGGAUCUUCAAAGAAAAGUAUAAGUAUGAUUAUGAGGAUGAGGAGGAGUGGAGUCCCUGGUCUCCCUGCACUGUAACUUGUGGCAAUGGCAACCAGAAGAGAACUCGCUCUUGUGGCUAUGCCUGCACGGCCACUGAAUCAAGAACUUGUGACCUGCACCAGUGCCCUGGAGCAGAUGGGGAGUUGGAGCUCACAACUGAAGAGGCACCCUAUGAAGCAGGGAAUUCUACAGGGAUCAUAAACCCAGAUGUAGACAGCUGUGAGAAGUGGCUCAACUGCAAGAGUGACUUCCUCAACAAAUACAUAAGCAAGGUGCUCACAGACCUGCCCAGUUGCCCUUGCUCCUACCCAUUGGAAGCAGUGUACAGUGCCGUCAACUUGCGGGAUGAGCGGCAGGGCAAGAACUUCCGUUGGCGGGAUGCCAGUGGGCCCAAGGAGCGGCUGGACAUUUACAAGCCUACCGCCCACUUCUGCUUGCGCUCCAUGCUCUCUCUUGACAGCACUACGCUGGCGGCACAGCACUGCUGCUAUGACGAGAACACCAAGCUCAUUACGCGAGGCAAAGGGGCUGGAGCCCCCAACCUCAUCAGUACGGAGUUCUCCCCUGAGUUGCACUACAAGGUAGACAUGCUGCCAUGGAUUCUCUGCAAAGGCGACUGGAGCAGGUACCACGCAGUGCGGCCUCCCAAUAAUGGGCAGCAGUGUGCUGACAACCCAUCAGAGGAUGAAUACCUUUCUCAGCUACAGGAAGCCAGAGAAUAUUAGCACCUCCAGAAUAGAGACUUUGAAGAGCACAGCAUCUUUGGGCUACCACACAGCAUCCUAAAGAGCCAAAGGGGACCUCUUGCCACCACCCUGCCAUUCUGUCAGUGAACGUUUGUGGUUUACAGAACCAUCCUUUGUGUUGCAUUCCCUUUGUAACAAGGUAAUUUGUAAUAAGCUUACAAACCGAUUCUUACGAUUGCUCUGGCCACCUCCUCUCUGAACCUUUAUUAUUUCCUGGUGGUGGCAUUUCUUAGCAAUUCCUGUGGUCUCAUUGGUUCAUACUGAAAUGCAUACUGUACCCAGUGAGGAGGUGAAUGGUGGUGGGCACAGCCCCUGAAGACCACACUUUAAUGACUUCUCUUGACUCAUUUUAUACUGUGCUCACAAAUGUCACACCCGCAAAACAGACUUCAGAGUUCUUAAGGCAUAAACCUACAGGGUGCUUGAUUGUUUUGUAUCGUGUCCAAAAUUAUCUUUGGUGUAAUACACCAAUGUUAUGUUUUAGAUAAAAGGGAAAUAUUGUUAGAUAAAUUCAGAAUUUGGUGGUAAGGUUCUACCAUCUUGAAAUGGUUCCAGGUAAGAGAGAGUGUGUGUGUGCUAUCUUCCUUGUGAUAUUAUAUUCUACACUGUUGCUAGGGUUUGGGGGCUGAAGAUGGGUGAACUGAAGGGCUGGAAUGUGUGCAUGAAAACAUAGACCUUAAAGAAGAGAGUUAGGUGGGAGAUCAGGCUAAUUAGGGCUGAUAGAGAUGAAAUAACUAGGUCCAAUUUUUACCCAGAAGAUAAGAAAAGGAAACACCCAAAUAUUUUAAUCCUACUUCUAAAUAUUUCAGAAACCAGGGAGAAAAAGACAACAGAUUUAGAACCAGAUUUUCAUGGUUUGGGGAUAGAGAAUAUGCCAUACAAGGAGAAAACUCUGAAUUCACUUCAUGCUGUCUCUAGUAAGGGCUGGAAAAAUAUGCUUCUGGUGGUAGUUACUACUUGUCUGGAAUAAGGUCCAUUUGCAUGGCACCAUUAUUUAUUAUAUUGCUCCACUUUUCAUUGUCCUAAAUGCAUCUUACAGAAUCCUGGGGUUUGCAGUUUGGUGGGGCAUUAGCUGGGAAUUAUAAAUGCCCCUCCCUAAUCUGCAAGAAUUUCAUAGAAUGGAAACAUAAAGUGGAAUCAAAGUGCUAUAAUCGUGUGAAUCAACUCUAGUUAAUGCUUGGCCAGCUGGACCAGUUGUCUGAUGCAGGGUAAGGCAGUUUAAUGCAUUCCUGCCCUGGUAAUCUACAAGACUGAAUACUACUGGUCAAGGACAGGUAGAAAAGCAAGGAGCCAGUUACUCCAGCCAAGAUUGUUCCAUCCCCUGUAUGAUGGAACAUAUUGGCAGGGGUUGGACUGGAUGGCCCACAAGGUCUCUUCCAACUCUUAUGAUUCUAUUAAGAGAGGCAACAAUCAAUAUCCACCUGUGUAUUUUUGUAGGCAUCAAAAUUCCACCUGUACCAUGUUAACAGAAAAAGUGAAGAAUCAUGCGUGUGGUUUAGCCCUGUAAAAAGUUUGGUAUAGAUUCCUAGGAAAACUCCCUCUGUUCAAUUCAGAUCUCCUUGACCCCGUCAAAAAGGUGUUGUCUCUUGAAACGAGCAAACACUUUGAAACCACGUGUCUUCAAGCUGUUUGCAAUUCUCUGAGUUUCAGGACAAUUGUUUCUAGCCUAUUUUAUUUUAUGGCUCAGGUUUUACCACAUAUGAAGCUAUCUUAAACAUUCUCUUUUUAAAAAAAUCUCAAGUACAAACCUCUGAUAUUUUCCAAGAUUCAGAUGGUUCUUAUAUGACCUCUAGCGGCCACCUAAGGGAAUUUAGUAAGUAUAUCAUUAAGUUGAAAUCAAGGGUGAAAAACUGAACCUCAGCUCCUGCAGAUAUUCCUUCUGUCACUGUGGUGGUCAUUGGGUGUUGCUUUCACUCCAAGAGAUCAGUGAUGGGACAAAGCAUCUAAAACUGGCCAAAAAUAUGUCACAGGAGUUUCUUCUGAUUUAGGUUCUGGGCUGUAAUGGAAAUUUGGGAAGCUUGAGAGAGGUGUUAGAAAAAGGCAAUUGCAUGGUUAAGAUGCUUUUGUCCAUUUAGGGGUAAUAGUGGCAUGACUCCACAUUUUAUUUUUUAGAGGUAGCUUGGUGGACAUAAGAAUGCUCCCCAAAAGUCAAUGGAAAGAGUGCACAUCGGCUGUAAUCCUAUGUAGUUCAGUAUACCAUGGAAGUUCCACAUGUGGAUUCUUGGUAUACUUUGCCAUUGGUCAGUAUCCAGACUUACUGUAAAACCACUAAAGCUUGCCACCCACAUUCAUUUAUGCCUAGAAGUGAGAAGGAGGUAUUACAAACAUUUUGGCUCGAUUAUGUCAUUCAUGGAUUUCUCUUGAUGUAAUAUGAGCCCCUGGUAACAUGGCAUAGCGGGUUAAACUGUUAAGCUGCUGAACUUGCUGACUGAAAGGUCGGCAAUUUGAAUCCUGGGAACAGGAUGAGCUCCCACUGUUAGCCCCAGCUUCUGCCAACCUAGGAGUUCAAAAACAUGCAAAUGUGGGUAGAUCAAUAGGUACCGCUCCACUGGGAAGGUAAUAGCGCCCCAUGAAGUCAUGCCGGCCACAUGACCUUGGAGGUGUUUAUGGACAACACCGGCUCUUCGGCUUAGAAAUGGAGAUGAGGACCAACCCCAGAGUCAGACUCGACUGGACUUAAUAUCCAGGGAAUACCUUUACUUUUUAACAUGUUCCCGAGACAUGUCUGCAGUUCUUUCUACUUUUCUCUUGAUAGAAACGGCUGAGAGUUGAAGGUUUGGCUGGCUCUAUCCUUGGCCACGGGGUGACUGUAAAGGGAAUAAAGGAAUACCAACCUCCACAGCAACCAAAAAUAGACCUUCGCGGGCAUAGGGUCAAUUUACAUAUGCAUUUGCCACUAAGAGAUACCACCCAUGGCAUGCAGGGCACACUUUUUGUUAUUAUUUUUUGUAAAGCUCUUUUGUCUUCAGACAUAAACUUAAACCAGAGGGGAUUUUUACUGCUCUUCCUCUACCAGAGUAUCUUUGUGUUAAGAGUUAUGUCUUCUAACAAAACGGCUUCAGAAAUGAGAAUUCCAGGGGGACUCCUUCUGAUUUCAAAGACCCGCAACUUGACACUUAAAUUUUUAUAGCUCUCUCUUCCCUCUGCCCCUAGUAUAUAGAGUGGCAGAUAGCUUAGCAGUAGGGAGGAAAAGCUUUCAUGCUAUUUUUACAAAGUAUUGCAAUAUAAUAUGGUGCAGUUUUUUUCUGGAAUGUGAGAUGCAGGACAAGACGUUAAUUAAAUACUAAUGCUGCGCUACCAUAACUUGCUAGCAGUAGAACUUCCUCCACCUUUUCUCCCUGUAGAACAUGAACCCAAGAACUGGGAUUUGUCCUUUUCUCCUAUCCUGUCUCUCUCCCCCAUCCACCCAGAUAGGUUUGUCUUGAGCAGGCAUGUAUUUGUAUGCAUAUAUCCUUAUAGGCUUUUCCAUUCAUCAGGGUACAAUCAGCCCUCCACAUUCAUUGGGGAUAGACCAGGCAUGGGCAAACUUCAUCCCUCCAGGUGUUUUGAACUUCAACUACAGUAGAGUCUCACUUAUCCAAGCUAAACGGGCUGGCAGAAGCUUGGAUAAGCGAAUAUAUUGGAUAAUAAGGAGGGAUUAAGGAAAAGCCUAUUAAACAUCAAAUUACGUUAUGAUUUUAGAAAUUAAGCACCAAAACAACAUGUUAUACAACAAAUUUGACAGAAAAAGUAGUUCAAUACGCAGUAAUGUUAUGUUGUAAUUACUGUAUUUACGAAUUUAGUACCAAAAUAUCAUGAUAUAUUGAAAACAUUGACUACAAAAAUGGCUUGGAUUAUCCAGAAGCUUGGAUAAGCAAGGCUUGGAUAAGUGAGACUCUAUUGUACCACCAUUCCUAACAGCCUCAGGCCCUUUUCUUUUUCCCCUCAGCCACUUAAGUGUUUCUUUUUAGGGACUAGGAAAAGGAAGGGACCUGAGGCUGUUAGGAAUUGUGGAAAUUGGAGUCCAAAACACCUGAAGGGAAGGCCCAAGUUUGCCCAUGCCUGGGAUAGAAGUAUGGUACUCCUCAGAAAGUGAAAUAUUGCAAACAAUGAAAUUGCUUUAAAAAAAAACAAAAACAAAAAAACAAAGAACGCCUCUAGGAAUUCCUAUGUUUUCCAGCAAACCUCUGUGGUCAAUUUUUGUUGAAAGUAAAACAAAGAAUCACAUUGGGGGACCUAAAGUUUCCUAGACAGGCGUUCUGAAAGUCUAUGGAGAAAAUGGACCAUAGAACCAUAUUGGAGAACCUAGAGAUUCCUAGGGAGAAUUUUUUUAUCAGAUCUGUGAAUAAUGAAGCCCCACAAAAGUCAAAACUGCAAGUGUACCCCUGUCUGUAAGAACAUUAUUUUUGGUUGGUUUGUGGAAGAUCUCCCACUAUGUUCUGCCUUGCCCUUUUCUCCCUCUGAACUGUUUGUUUCUGGUGGUUUUCUGGCAUUUUGUGGAUAUUCCAGUUGGUUAAACUAUAUACAAUGGCCACAAUUUAGACACUGCAUUUUUGUUGGCAGCGGAACCUGCCAGCAUGUACACGCAAUGCUUGAUAGCAUCUUCUACUCAACCUCGUGCCCAUCAUAUAGAAUUAAUUACAGUUACCAUUAUCCCCAGCUAGCAAGACCAUGGAAAAGGUUGCUCUGUGCUGGGAAUGGGGAGCCUGAAUUAUCUGCCAAGGGGUGUAGGCUGGGGAUGAUUCUGUCAGUCACAGGCAUCUGUAAGGGUUUCACUCUCUCUGCUUCCUGCACACUCAAUGCUGUUGUUUCAUAAGCACCUUACCCUCCCAGAAAGCUUUGCAGCCUCAUUUGGAUGAGUAAAUAUUAAAGAACAAGGAUGUAUUUUUAUACAAUUUGACUAUUUUGUUCAGCAAUUUCUAUUUAAGCUAUAAAAGUAUUGUAUAUUGUCCUUGCCCCAUAAUUUUAUUGCUAUAUUGGUAUAUAUAUUAAGAGGUACAAAAAGGCAUUUAUGAGAGCUUCUUUAUCUGACAUUAGAUGAAAGCACUUUAUUUCAAAAUACGUGUGUAUGUGACCAACAUUAUUCAAUUAUAAUAUCACUCUGUGGUUUGUUUCUUUGAAAGGGACAACACAAUGCCAAAUGCUGUUUCUUUUUAGGGACUGGGGGAGCUUUACCAUCUUCUGUGAUAUUUCUGUUUUGAUUGUGAUGGGGGGAGUUCAGAGCCAAAGUAAAUGCUUUCUCUUUUGGGAAAAAGACUUCUGUAGAAGAAGCUCUCAGGAGAACAUUAGUUCAGUCUUGUUUAGAAAUCAGUCUUUCCUAUAACAUUUAGACAUUCCUAAGAAAAAGGCCUUUGGGAAGGACUUCUUGUUGCUUUCCAAAGACAGGUAAUUAGUUGUUCAUGUGGUUCUUCUAUGGCAGUGGUAAGGAACCGGUGUUCUUCAAGAUAUUACCGGAUUACAACUCUUCAUCAUCCCUAACCAUUGGUGGUCGCUGAUGGAGACUGCAGUCCAGCAACAUCCAAAUGACUACUUGUUCCUUAUCCCUGGUUUUAUAGGGUGGAGAUUUGGGUCAGAUGUUCUCCAUUGCUGGUUCGCUCACUCUGAGUCCCUCCCGUUUCUGGUUUUUCCUUUGUACAGUAUUUAUUGCUUGUAAUGGUUAUGAUAGCUUAAGGAAUGGAUAUGCUGGUGGUGUUGAAUGAGGCCUCUUUCAGGAAGAGGGUGUGGGUGCGGGCAUAAGGUGCCAAAAAUUGAAGCAAGAUGUCAAAAUAUUCUCUUACAAAUAAACUUUAUUAUUAACA
This is a messenger RNA of Anolis carolinensis (green anole), 7766 nucleotides long. RefSeq names its product isthmin 2 (gene ism2). Bases 511 to 1968 code for a protein of 485 amino acids. Lineage: Eukaryota; Metazoa; Chordata; Lepidosauria; Squamata; Anolidae. The transcript has 6 exons. The record is from RefSeq and is a predicted model, not a curated record.